Messenger RNA from Lingula anatina, 1702 nucleotides. Its product is annotated as dual oxidase. NCBI's taxonomy places the organism in Eukaryota, Metazoa, Brachiopoda, Lingulata, Lingulida, Lingulidae. Gene Ontology annotation, biological process: response to oxidative stress. Gene Ontology annotation, molecular function: peroxidase activity; heme binding; calcium ion binding. The record is from RefSeq and is a predicted model, not a curated record.
CACUUUCCAUAUGAUUGUAGGGUGGACUUCGUUUGGAAUUUCGGUCUUCCAUUUUGUUGGCCACAUGUUCAACUUCUACCAUCUUACCAUUCAACCACCGUUUUUCGUGAAGUGCGUCUUUUCCAAUACCAUUUAUUACAGUUCCACAUUUCUCCAUACGUUCCAGUUCUAUUUGUUGGGAACAGUGACGGGUAUGACAGGAGUAUUGUUAACAGGUGUGAUGGGGAUUAUGGCGGUGUUUGCGUUGCCAUGGGCACGCCGGAAGUUGUACAACAUCUUCUGGAGAGUUCAUAAGCUCUACAUCGUCUUGUAUGCGCUUAUCAUAUUGCAUGGAAGUGCAGUGCUUGUUCAGGAGCCUUGGUUUUAUUUUUUCUUCUUGGGACCAGCUUUGCUCUUUGUCCUGGAUAAAACAGUCAGCCUAAGCAGGUUUUCCCAUCCAGUGGACGUCAUACGCUCCGAUAUAUUACCGUCUGACGUGACAUUUCUUGAGAUCCACAAGCCAACAGGGUUCAGUUUUAAAGCCGGGGAGUGGAUACGACUCGCCAUCAAGGGGUACAAUGAAUUUGAGUACCACCCGAUCACCAUCGGCUCGGCACCGCACGAGGAAACGCUGAAGGUGUACAUCCGGGCGGUUGGUCCUUGGACGCGGAAAGUGAAGAAACUUUUUGACCCCAGUAAUGUGCAACAGUCCCUGAGACAGGUUUACAUCGACGGUCCCUUUGGCAGUGCGUCCCAGGAUUGGUCUAACUAUGACGUCACUGUGAUGGUGGGGGGCGGGAUCGGCGUCACACCAUUUGCCUCGAUCCUGAAACACAUCAUUUUCCUUGCACAGACCGAUGGAAGGAUAAGCUGUACUAAGAUCUACUUUGUGUGGGUGUCAACCGACCAGCACCAGUUUGAAUGGAUGAUUGAUAUCAUACGAGAGGUAGAGGAACACGACCUGCAGGCUCUGGUCCACAUCAGUCUGUUUAUUACACGCUUCUAUAAGAAAUAUGAUCUCCGCACAUUACUCAUGUAUCUGUGCGAGAGACACUUUAUCCGUGUAUCUGGUCGCAGUCUACUGAUGGGACUUCAGUCUCCACUGUACUUCGGCCACCCGAACUUUGACUUACUUCUGAAAAGUGUGGGAAAGAAUCAUAGCUCGGUGAAGAGAAUAGGCGUGUUUUCCUACGGACCACCCCAAAUGGUGAAAUCUGUGGCCAAGGCCUGCUUCGAGAGAAACAAGACGUCUAAGAUGAUAUAUGAGCAUCAUGAAGAGGUUUACUAGUAUUUCCAAACAGCUUCAGUUAAAUGGACAUAAAGAAAUGGAAAGGUGUGGAUUCGUGGUUCAGGACUCGAAAUAAUUCAACUUCAAAUUGCUAAUACCAAGGUGUAUUUUAAAUUGAUACUUAUGUGUAGAAAUGUGGAAUGAGUCGCGUGGAUUUUAACGCAAGUGAAACCAAUGAGAAGUGGUCGUCGUUCUGGAUUGAUUCAUCGAGGAUUGAAACGAAAGUGAAAGUAAUGAAAGCGUUUGAAUGCAGAGGCUGGCUUUCUUCAGCCUGUUAUAAGAGAACGGCCACUGUACAACCGGAACCGGAGGUAACAUUGUAACAGCGACUCCCUCUAUUAAUGCUUCUCGUCUAAAAGCUGGUUAACGGGGUUAUUUCACCGGAUACUCUGACAUUCAGUUGUCGUAACGUGACAUUUCCGAAAUUAUGCUCAA